AUGAGAGUCAUCAUUAUUGAUACCUGGGGACAUGCAUUCACCAUAGAAGUGGGUCUGAAAGAACCUGUUCUGGACAUCAAAAGGAAGGUGGAACAAUUCUUGGGUGUCCCCGCGGCUUCACAAACCCUUGCAGUGUCUGAAUGGGAGUUAGAAGACGGACUAGACAUGGAAGAUUAUCCAAUUGUCACUGAAGGUACGAAAAUUAAUCUCACCAUCAAAUGUAUGGAACCUCAUGUAAAUCAGUCCAGUAAGAUUCAGAUUAUCGUAAAAUCUUCAACAGCACAACAUCAGUUAGAGGUAUUCAAAACAGAGACAGUUGGUAGUCUUAAAGAAAAAAUCCACAUUAUUGAAGGUACACCAAUCAAAAGAAUUUCACUCUUCUUUUCUGGAAUUGAGUUGGAAGAAGAUUUUCGCAAAUUAAGUGAGUACGGGAUAUGCGAAUUUUCUGAGAUUGCUUUGUUCCUCAAGACCAUGAAUUGUCUCAGAGACGGCCCUCCCUCAAGAAGACUGAGUAUAGUGGUACAAACUUCCUCGAGUUUACUUAAUUCAGCAAGUAUUCCUUUGAAAAUGGAGGAUUCAAGCACAGUUAAUGACUUGAGGCUGUUACUUUUGAGCAGUAAAUUUCUUCCUGCUGAUGAUUAUUUGUUCAUACACAAGCAGAGGACCAUGCGUGAUAAUUGUAGCCUCAAGUGGCAUGGUGUAGAAGAUGGAGAUUCUAUAUAUGUAUUUAAAGGGACUGUCUAUCGCAGUGGAUAUUAA
Fragaria vesca subsp. vesca is the source of this 759-nucleotide messenger RNA. RefSeq names its product polyubiquitin 12-like. Lineage: Eukaryota; Viridiplantae; Streptophyta; Magnoliopsida; Rosales; Rosaceae. The transcript has a single exon. Gene Ontology annotation, cellular component: nucleoplasm; cytosol. Bases 1 to 759 code for a protein of 252 amino acids. Gene Ontology annotation, molecular function: ubiquitin binding; proteasome binding; polyubiquitin modification-dependent protein binding. The record is from RefSeq and is a predicted model, not a curated record. Gene Ontology annotation, biological process: proteasome-mediated ubiquitin-dependent protein catabolic process.